Messenger RNA from Zingiber officinale, 2574 nucleotides. Its product is annotated as polyadenylate-binding protein-interacting protein 4-like. Gene Ontology annotation, molecular function: RNA binding. The coding region runs from base 355 to 2133 and encodes 592 amino acids. Gene Ontology annotation, biological process: cytoplasmic stress granule assembly. The record is from RefSeq and is a predicted model, not a curated record. NCBI's taxonomy places the organism in Eukaryota, Viridiplantae, Streptophyta, Magnoliopsida, Zingiberales, Zingiberaceae. Gene Ontology annotation, cellular component: cytoplasmic stress granule. The transcript has 16 exons.
UCCCUCGACCUCCGACAACGCCGUAUUCCCCUCCCCAUCCUGGCAAUCUCCUGUUUUUUUUCCGCCCCUUUCGAGACCUUCCUGGUGCGGCGCCGACGAUAGCGAAAUUUUGAGAUCGCAGUGCUUUGCUUUCUCCCCUCCCCUUCCCUUCCCGAACUCUCCGACCUUCUCUGUGUGGCGCUGCGCCAAGUGUGACAGCGAGAGGGUUUCCUGCGUUGUGCGGCGCCGAGGACGAGCGAUCGAGUGCGGCGACGAAGAGGAAGAUUGGAAAAAGGCAGCGGCAUAGGAUCUUCUACCCAGCUACAGGAGCUUCAUUGACGUUACCAUCAAAGAAGGAAGAAACCAAGGUUGAGAAUGAAUUCUCAACAAGGUAGGGUAUCUACUAAUGGGUAUAACCGCCGAAGAGGUGAUACAGUUACAGGAUCUAGGAUGGAGAAUCAUACGCAAUCAAGGAAGUCAGCCUCUCCUAACUUUGCAGGAAGGAUUACAACCCCAUCACGUGAUCGGCUAAUAUACGUUCUGUCCUUGCUGAUUGGUCGCCAUGUUGAAGUCCAUGUGAAAAAUGGAUCUAUAAUUUCAGGGAUCUUACACGCAACAAAUGCUGAUAGAGAUUUUGAAAUUGUUCUGAAAAUGGCUCAAGUGGUUAAGGAUGGCUCCGUGAGAGAGCAGAAGUCUUUUCGUGAUAGUAUCACAUCUUCUCGGCUAAUGAUUGUACCAGCACGAGAACUUGUUCAACUUCUUGCAAAGGAGGUGUCACUUGAUGAAUUCACCAGUGGGCUCUCAAAUGAGAAGGGCAAAGACCUCUUGAUUGAUUCAGUUAUUUCUCAUUCGCAUCAUCUAGAGACAGAAAGAGAGUUGACGCCUUGGAUCCCUGAAGGCGAUGAUCCUGAAUGUCCUGAACUGGAGAAUAUAUUUGAUGGAACACUGGAUAGGAAGUGGGAUCAGUUUGAAACAAAUGCUGCAUUGUUUGGAGUAAAGAGCACAUUUAAUGAGGAACUUUAUACUACUAAACUCGAAAAAGGUCCUCAAAUGAAAGAGCUUGAAAAAGUGGCUUCAAGAAUAGCUAGAGAAAUAGAGGGACAGGAAGCCCAUGAUUUUCAUCAGGCUGAGGAAAGAGGCUUCAACUUCCAUGAUAAUCUUGGCCUUGAUGAGGAGAGUAGAUAUUCGGCUGUACGUAGGGAAAACAAUGAUAUCAGAUUCAGAGAAACUGAUAACACCUAUAAUUCUGAAAUUUUUUCAGGAUCAGCAGGUGUUGUGACUUCUAGAUCAUCACCUGAACCUUCAAGCACUAAAGUCAGUAAUGAAGUGCAGACGUUACAGAAUGAAACUUUGGCAUCAUCCAAAAGUUCAUCACUGGAUGAGGAUAAAUACUUGCAUGCUGAUAAGGAUUCAGGUCUCUAUCCUAUUAGUCAUGAUAGUCACCAAGCAUCUGACUGCAUUACUCAGAGUUCCCCACCCUUGGAUGCUGAGAGCAGGUUUGCAACUCAGCUGAAAGAUCAAAGUGGCAAGACUGAGAAUACAGUUCAGGAAUCUCGAGCAUCUGAAGGAGAGUUGGAAGGAUUAUCUACAAAUGGAACAUUGUGUAGUCCUUCAGCUUCUAGUCAAGGAGAUCUAAUUACUGAAACUUCAGAUUCUCAAGUCCUUGUUGAUGUGUCUACUGCUCUCAAACCAGUUAGUUAUAGGACAGGACAAGAUAGUUCUCCAAACAAUGUGUCUAGUGAGACAUCAGAUCGUCCUAGUUUAUCCCCAAGGUCCUGCGGAUCACUUUCUUCUGAAAAAUCGACUCUUAACCCAAAUGCUAAGGAAUUCAAAUUCAAUCCAAAUGCAAAGAGUUUUUCCCCUUCAACCUCUGAAAGGCCACAUGCAGAAGUAUCCGAUGGGCCUUUCUAUUAUCCUAAUAAUGUAGCUUCUUUUCAGCAUAUGCAUGGUCUACCUGUAGGAAUGGGGGUUGCUCCAUUUGGCCAUCAGCCUGUUUUUUACAAUCCUCACGCUCCACCAAUGCAAUCCUCCCAAGCAUAUAUUCACCCUAAUGGGUCAAUGUAUGGACAGCAAAUGAUUGUUGGACAGCCUCCACAAUUUUAUUAUGUGCAAGGCUAUCCACCUGAGAUGCCACACAAAGGGAGGAAAUAUUAAAGCUUUCUAAAUCAGUGGUAGCCGCCUAACCUUCAGUGGAUUUCACCUGUAAUCUUCAUUUGCUGAAGACGAACCAUCAUUGUGGCGUGUGAUUUCUUACUGACCAGCUCCGUUUGGCGGUCCUAUAACCAUUUUAAAUUGCAACAGGUCGCAGAUGCUUCCAUGAGUUGGAAAUGGAGUUUGUAUGUAAAGAAUGAUGACUUAGGCAGCGGAACAAUCUUCUCUUCUGAGAUACACUGCUGUUCUGUUUACUGGUUGCGUUGUUGGCUGUGAUGAUCUAAAUAAACCUAACAAAAAAAGGGGCUCAAAUAUGUAUUUGAUCGAACAUAUUUGUCGGAUGAAUUGCUGGCCUUAGUUGGAUUGCUGCCCUGCAAAAUUACAAUUGUCAAUGUAUUUUCUGACUCCAAUUACCCAAAACAGGGGGAGGUGGUUCCAGCAAUA